This is a messenger RNA of Capsella rubella, 1862 nucleotides long. Its product is annotated as aldehyde dehydrogenase family 2 member B7, mitochondrial. NCBI's taxonomy places the organism in Eukaryota, Viridiplantae, Streptophyta, Magnoliopsida, Brassicales, Brassicaceae. Bases 53 to 1651 code for a protein of 532 amino acids. The record is from RefSeq and is a predicted model, not a curated record. Gene Ontology annotation, molecular function: aldehyde dehydrogenase (NAD+) activity. The transcript has 11 exons.
UACAAGAGAGAGCAUCAUUGUGAUUUGUGAAAGAAACAAAAAGUAAUAAGCAAUGGCGUCAAGAAGAGUUUCAUCGUUGCUUGCUCGCUCCUUCAUGCCCUCGUCUUCUUCUCUGUUAUCUCUUAGAGGUAUGAACAGAGGAGUGCAGAGAUACAGUAACCAUGCUGUUGAAAACACUAUUACUCCACCUGUGAAAGUUGAACACACACAGCUCUUGAUCGGAGGAAAAUUCGUUGAUGCAGCCUCAGGAAAAACUUUCCCUACUCUGGAUCCAAGGAAUGGUGAAGUGAUUGCUCAGGUGGCUGAAGGUGAUGUUGAAGACGUGAACCGUGCGGUUGCAGCUGCAAGAAAGGCCUUUGAUGAAGGACCAUGGCCUAGAAUGACAGCUUAUGAGAGAUCAAAGAUACUGUUUCGUUUCGCUGACUUGAUCGAGAAACAUAACGAUGAGAUUGCUGCUCUUGAGACUUGGGAUAAUGGGAAACCUUUUGAACAAGCUGCUAAAAUUGAAGUGCCAAUGCUUGCUAGGGUGUUCCGUUACUAUGCUGGUUGGGCAGACAAGAUCCAUGGAAUGACGGUUCCAGGAGAUGGUCCAUACCAUGUGCAGACUUUGCAUGAGCCCAUAGGAGUUGCUGGACAGAUCAUCCCAUGGAACUUCCCUCUUCUCAUGCUUUCUUGGAAACUUGGACCAGCUUUAGCUUGCGGAAACACUCUUGUUCUCAAGACGGCUGAGCAAACUCCUCUAUCUGCUCUCCUUGUUUCAAGACUACUUCAUGAGGCUGGACUUCCUGAUGGAGUUGUGAAUAUAGUUUCUGGAUUUGGUGCUACAGCUGGUGCAGCCUUAGCUAGUCACAUGGACGUUGAUAAGGUUGCUUUCACCGGUUCUACUGACGUUGGGAAGAUUAUUCUUGAUUUGGCCUCAAAAAGCAACCUUAAGUCAGUGACUCUUGAGCUUGGAGGCAAGUCACCAUUCAUAGUAUGUGAAGAUGCUGAUGUGGAUCAGGCCGUUGAGCUUGCACAUUUCGCUUUGUUCUUUAACCAGGGACAAUGCUGCUGUGCUGGCUCGCGUACAUUUGUACAUGAACGCGUGUAUGAUGAGUUUGUAGAGAAAGCUAAAGCGCGUGCUGUAAAACGCGCUGUUGGAGAUCCCUUCAAGUCAGGCAUUGAGCAAGGUCCCCAGAUUGACUCAGAGCAAUUCAAUAAAAUCCUGAAGUACAUCAAACAUGGAGUUGAUGCUGGAGCCACAUUACAAGCUGGAGGUGAUCGUUUUGGUUCUAAGGGUUACUACAUUCAACCCACCGUCUUCUCAGACGUGAAAGAUGACAUGCUCAUAGCCACAGACGAGAUUUUUGGACCAGUUCAAACCAUAUUGAAGUUCAAGGAUCUUGAUGAGGUGAUUGCAAGGGCAAACAACUCCAAGUACGGUUUAGCUGCAGGAGUGUUCACACAGAAUCUGGACACAGCGAACAGACUGAUGCGAGCGCUGAGGGUUGGUACCGUUUGGAUUAACUGUUUUGAUGUACUUGAUGCUACAAUUCCAUUUGGAGGGUAUAAGAUGAGUGGCAUUGGAAGAGAGAAGGGUCUUUACAGUCUUAGCCAUUACCUACAAGUUAAGGCUGUUGUCACAUCUCUCAAGAACCCGGCCUGGCUCUAAACCAAACAGGGUAUCUCAUCCUUAAUUUAGCUGAACUUAUGCUUAUUUCUUGAUGUUGGUUCAUUCUUGAUUUGCACUUUUGCUUUGGAAAACCUGCAAGUGUCCUGUAUCUAGGUUUUCUAGAUUUUGAGAGUAAUUUAUCUUCAACACAUUUAAUAAAUAAAGCUACAAAAAUGUGUGAUUUAUAAAAACCAAACUCUUAUUAGUUUCA